Messenger RNA from Plasmodium inui San Antonio 1, 2709 nucleotides. RefSeq lists its product as hypothetical. The record is from RefSeq and is a predicted model, not a curated record. The coding region runs from base 1 to 2709 and encodes 902 amino acids. NCBI's taxonomy places the organism in Eukaryota, Apicomplexa, Aconoidasida, Haemosporida, Plasmodiidae. Gene Ontology annotation, biological process: activation of GTPase activity. The transcript is spliced from 7 exons. Gene Ontology annotation, molecular function: GTPase activator activity.
AUGCAUUUGAAGGGGGGCGGCGGGAGAAAAAAGGAUGAUACUGCCGCAGGGGAAGCAGCCGCAGUGGAGGAAGCCACAAGGAAUGAACCCUCAAAGAAUGAACGCGCCAGCAAUGAAGGCUCCAAGUCGAAGCGAGGACCAGUCCUGAGAAACCAAAAUGACGAAAUGAUGGAGGGCAAUGAUGAGCCAGAUAGUUGCAGUGUAUACGACGACACGGUUGAGAAGAAUAUAAACUUUUCGGAGAGCAUAAUUGCUAAUCUGAAUGAUAACAUUUUCGAGCAGAAGGAUGCCUUUACUGAUCAGAAGUUGAGAGGAAACUUUUUCAUACUACAAGAAGGAAUGGCGAAUGGAAAGCAGUUGGAUGUUUACCCAUGGGAAAGAAGAACUAGUAGUGCUUCUUCUUCCUCUUCUGUGCGUGUGCGGGGUGGAAAAGUCUCCCUCUUGUUCGAGGAUGAGUCCCCUGGGGGAGGUGGGCCCUCAGGACAGAGGACAGAAAUAAUGUCACACAGUGGCUUGAACACCCCGUACAAAGGGCGUUCCGAGUCGACAAAGUGGGAAACGUCCACCAAGCACGAAUUCGCAGAGGAGGAAGAGGCAGUAAUAACCCCGAAGACGGAACAACCAAGGAAAAACAACACAUCGACGGAGACAAAUGAAAAAGAAAAGUUUGUCUUCCCAAUUAAGGUGAACAAAAAAAGUUGGAGCAAAGAAAAAGUAUCACAAAAUGCAUAUGAUGAAUACAACCAUAAUGUCAUCUAUCACGAAUUGUACGUGGAGCUGUUACAGGUAAAUAAAGGUCUACAAAAUGAAAUUAAAAAUCUGAAGAGGAUAAUCGAGAUGCAGAAAGUUUUAAUCAAAAGUAGGGAAGACUUAUUUGGUAGUAGUCAUAUGAAUGAGAAAAACAAAAUCAGUGGUAAAAAAUUUGUGAACAAUAACUAUUUUUUAAAUUUCUUUAAUAAGAAAAAAAAAAAAAGUAAAGACAGUUUUUGCGAUGUGCCAACUGGGUCAAGGGUAGACAGAGCGUCCGCCUCCGCGGCCACGUCGGCCUAUGCGAGUGUCAAAAAGAGUCAAGAGAUGGAGGAGGACGAGAAGGGUGGAGGGUAUUGGGCUAAAGGAGAGAGAAGAUCCAGCCAUAGGAAGAAGUACUAUCAAGCGGCUAAGAAUGGGGAGAAGAAUAAGCCGCCCAAAUGGGAGCCCAUGGACAACAACAGUGACGACCCUGGCUACUCAAAGGUGGAGAUUGACACUAUCGAUAAUAACGAGGACAUGGAUGAUCAUAAUAACGAGUACGUGAAGCUGCCGCUCAGUGAGAACGAGGGCUCGGUCCCGUCGGAAAACGCUAGCGGUGGAGGAAGUUGCGACGGCAACAACAGUGACAGCCAGGGGGGAAGUCAUCGAAGAAGUCAGCGCGAUCCCAACCAUGACGACAAUAGCCACACCCCAUUGCGCUCCAACAACCAGAGGAGCUACUUCUUCAAGAGGAGCAACUACGAGGGCCUGCGCGGGAGAAACCACGCAGGAGGGCAAAAGAGCUACGAGCGCGGCUACCAAGGGGGAAAGAAAGUAGACUCAGAAACAGAGCCCAACGAAAUCUCCGUCAAUUUCGAAGAAAUAACGGCACUAAACAUAACGGAUUACUUUGUCCAAAUUUUGAUUAAGAAUACUAACUUUAUCCAGUCUUAUGUCUAUACGAACAACCAGCAGUAUCAUAACCACGUGAGUAAGUACUUUAAAUCGUUAAUUACGUUUCGAAAUAGCAGCCUUGGCGGGGUGCAGUCGGAUGGACCUGCUAUGGGGGACGAUGCGGGGAGUAGCGGGAUGACUGAGAAGGGGGAGAAGUCACAGGUGGAGAAGCUGCACGUGGAGAAGUCGCAAGGCGAGAAGCCCAAGGAAGAAGAGACAGCGCAGCGGAAGGAUGAGGAUAACUGUAGUGCCGGGCUGAACCUUCUGCAGCGAUUCUCAUUCCAGAAAUUCUUCUACCAAAUUUUGAUCGAUCUGGACAGAACGUUAUACAUAAUAAAGAAGAAUCAAGAAUACUUCCGAAAACACGGCGUGAGUACGGACACGUUUCUCUUGACACUGGACCUGGCGGAGAUGAAGGCGAAGCUGAACACGCUGCUGCAGAUGUACGUUGUGUUUAAGCCGGAGUUGGGGUAUGUGCAGGGGAUGUCCUACAUCGCCCUGGUGUUCCUCCUGUACUGCAAUUUGGAGAAGGCCUUCGUGCACUUUGCGAACUUUAUGGAGCGAAAGGACAUUUACAACCUCUACAGCUUCAACAACAACGAAAUAAAAGCUUACACCUACAUAAUCAAGGAAAUAUUAACAAAGCAGAACGUCGAAAUAUAUAAAGAAAUCUCCAAGCAAUAUAACAUUGAUAAUAUCUUCAUUCAGUGGAUCUACACCAUUUUUCUGACGUGUCUCCCCUUUCACAUUUUCAUUCGCCUAUUCGACAUAUACCUUUUUAAUGAAAAAAUAAUAUAUGAGACCAUCCUGUGCAUCUUCACCUACUUCAACAAAUUUCACCACGUGGAGAAUGUGGACGUCGUCGUAAAGAACUUGUCCGCCUUUUCUUUCAACACACACAUCCAGGUGAGCAGCUCGGGCGAGGACAAAUUCUGGUCCCUGUUGAAGAAGUCCAAAAUUAAGAAAAGGAAAAUUCUUUACUACCGGGAGAAGUACUUCAAAGGACACAGUAGGGCUCUGCAUUGA